Molecule: messenger RNA, 1268 nt
Organism: Drosophila serrata
Lineage: Eukaryota; Metazoa; Arthropoda; Insecta; Diptera; Drosophilidae
Product: activating signal cointegrator 1 complex subunit 1-like
Biological process (GO): regulation of DNA-templated transcription; DNA alkylation repair
Cellular component (GO): nucleus
Molecular function (GO): RNA binding
Source: RefSeq, a predicted model, not a curated record
GUGCCAUCGCUUAAAAGAAACGCGAAAUCUGUUUGUAAGCUCACUAUAUUCUGGGAUUUCCCCUUGAAUUGACCAGAGCCUUCAGAUUUUUCCGCUUAAGAUGAGCCGCGAAGUACUAGAUCCUCCCAUACAAGCGAUGAGCAACAGUCGCCGCUACCGCGUUAACGUGGUGCACGAGGAUUUCGGAGGCGCAAAGUGGAAUGGCCAAAAUAAAGGCGGAAAGCCGGCAAACAAUGCCUACGAGGAACCAGAUCUCUAUGGCGAAGACGAUGAGGAAGACGAUCCGGCCGCCUGUAACAUUGAGCAGACUCCAAAUGGAGACUUCAAGCUGGCUCUGCCCGUGCCCAAGUCCUUCUAUGGCGGAUUGAUUGGAUUCAAGGGUGCAACGAAGCGCCGCAUUGAGGAGGAGACUAAAACGGAGAUAUAUAUUCCGCGCCAGAACGAGAAUUCCAGCUUCGUACUGAUUAAGGGCAAGCAACGUGACCGGGUUUGCGCUGCUCUGCGACAAAUCCGUCACCUCAUUGGUUCCCUGCGCAAGAAGAUGAAGCCCACGCACUUUCUAGCCGUGGCUCUGAACUCGGGACAGGUCCAGGAACGCUUCGUAGAGCUAAAGAAAUGCAUUUUAGAGGCCCAGCUGCCCGGCAUCGAUGAGGAGCUGUUCAUCUCAGAACGUUCCAUUCACCUCACGCUGGGCGUCUACGUGCUCCUCGACGACGAUGAGCGUCAAAAGGCUCUCAACGAGCUGGAGGCAUGUCGUUCCCUGCUGGCAGGCCUAAAGACACCAUUUGACUUGACAGUCAAGGGGCUGGAGAUAAUGAACGAUGAUCCCAGCUCCACGCGCAUUCUCUACGCCCACAUCGAGUCAUUGGAGCUGCAGAAGUUCGCCGAUCAGUGCCUGGCCCACUUCCAGACCACCGGAUUGUGCGCCAGGGAUAAUAACGAGCGUGAGUCCAUCAAGCUCCACAUGACUGUGAUGAACAACCGGUAUCGCAAGGAGGUAAUGAAGUGCUCCGAUAGCUUCGAUGCCCGGGAAAUCCUGAAGCGCUUUGGUGACUUUGACUUUGGCUUAGCCCAGUGCCAGGCCGUGCACUUGUGCGUCCUGAAUUCCCGCGGGGAGGAUGACUUCUACAAGAUCACCGGCAGUCUGAACUUUGAGAAUGGAGAAUCGAAGACUGUACAGAAAUAACUAUUUUGUAUUCCCUAAUUUACUACAAGAUUGGAGGGCCUCCUCAUCUCUUUGUAAAUAAAUUGAGAGAAAACUAAAGGUA